AUGCUUUCAAUCUAUAUCAGAUUGACCUGUCUGCGUUGGCUCAGUUUAAAUUUGCUUUUUCAUAUGUUUUCUUAUUAUACGUCUUUUUUCGUUCUCAUUUUGUGCUUCUUUCUUUACGUUCUAAACUUAUUUUUCACUUUCUUUUCAUUCUCAACCUUUUCUCUCUCUCUUUUGCCUUUCCCAGUCAUUUCUCUCUUUCUUUUCUUAAGCUUUUUCUCUUUUUCUUUUCUUCCCCAAUCUUUUCUUGCUUUCUUUUUUUCUUGGCCUUUUCUCUCUCAGCCUUCUCUCUUUCUCUCACUCUCGCUUCUUUCUCAACCUUUUUCUCUCUCUCUCUCUCUCUCUCUCUCUCUCUCUCUCUUUUCUCUCUCUCUCUCUUUCUCUCAUUCUUUUCUUUUGCAACCUUUUUUUUCUCUCUCUCUCUCUCUCUCUCUUUCUCUGGGCCUCUCUCUCUCUCUGUGGGUCUUUUCUCUCUCUUUUGACUUUCCCAGUCAUUUCUCUCUCUCUUUUCUUACUCAAGCUUUUCUCUUUCAAUCUUAUCUUGCUUUCUUUUCUGUCUCGGCCGUUUCCCUCUCUUUUCUCUUUACUUUUCCAGCCAUAUCACCUCUCUCUCUCUCUCUCUCUCUCUCUUUACUUUCCAAGCCAUAUCUCUCUCUCUUUACUUUUCAAGCCAUAUAUCUCUCUCUCUUUACUUUUCAAGCCAUAUAUCUCUCUCUCUUUACUUUCCAAGCCAUAUCUCUCUCUCUCUUUACUUUCCAAGCCAUAUCUCUCUCUCUCUUUACUUUCCAAGCCAUAUCUCUCUCUUUGCUUUCCAAGCCAUAUCUCUCUCUCUCUUUCUCUCUUUCCAAAAGCCAUAUCUCUCUCUCUUUUACUUUUCAAGCCAUAUCUCUCUCUCUUUUACUUUUUCAAGCCAUAUCUCUCUCUCUCUUUCUCUUUUCAAGCCAUAUCUCUCUCUCUCUUUACUUUCCAAGCCAUAUCUCUCUCUCUCUUUACUUUCCAAGCCAUAUCUCUCUCUCUUUACUUUCCAAGCCAUAUCUCUCUCUCUCUUUACUUUCCCAGCCAUAUCUCUCUCUCUCUCUUUACUUUCCCAGCCAUAUCUCUCUCUCUCUCUUUACUUUCCCAGCCAUAUCUCUCUCUCUCUUUACUUUCCCACUCUUCCUCUCCAUUGCUCUCCAUAUCUCUCUCUUUACUUUCCCAGCCAUAUCUCUCUCUCUCUCUCUCUUUCCCAGCCAUAUCUCUCUCUCUCUCUCUCUCUUUACUUUCCCAGCCAUAUCUCUCUCUCUUUUACUUUCCCAGCCAUAUCUCUCUCUCUCUCUUUACUUUCCCAGCCAUAUCUCUCUCUCUCUCUUUACUUUCCCAGCCAUAUCUCUCUCUCUCUCUCUUUACUUUCCCAGCCAUAUCUCUCUCUCUCUCUCUUUACUUUCCGAGCCAUAUCUCUCUCUCUCUCUCUUUACUUUCCUAGAAACAUAUCUCUCUCUCUCUCUUUGCUUUCCGAGCCAUAUCUCUCUCUCUCUCUUUUACUUUCCGAGCCAUAUCUCUCUCUCUCUCUCUCUCUCUACUUUCCGAGCCAUUUUCUCUCUCUCUCUCUCUCUCUUUACUUUCCCAGCCACUUCUCUCUCUCUCUCUCUCUCUCUCUCUUUACUUUUCCAGCCAUUUCUCUCUAUAUACCUUUUUUUGCAUCCUUUUCCUUCUUACUUUUCUUUCUCUGCCUUCUUUUUUUAUUUUCCAAGUCUUUUCUCUUUUUCUUUUCUAUUUCACCAUUUUUCCCCCCUAUUUUUCAGACAUUUUCUUUCUUUUUCAGCCCUUUUUCUCUCUUCCGUUUUCAGCCCUUUUUAUUUUCUCCCUUUUCUCUUUUUUUUUCUUUUCAUUUCCAUCCCUUUUUCUUUUCCAGACCACUUUUUCUCUUUCUUUAUAUUUGCAGCCUUUUCCUCCAUUUUCCCCUCCCUGAUUACUUUCUAA
Molecule: messenger RNA, 1956 nt
Organism: Acanthosepion pharaonis
Lineage: Eukaryota; Metazoa; Mollusca; Cephalopoda; Sepiida; Sepiidae
Source: the annotation of a GenBank genome assembly